AAGCACCGUGACAGUGACAGCUAUCGACCAGGAAAGAAGGCGAUAUAUGAAACUAUAACCUGACCCAAACAGUGAGCAGCUUGGCUUCUGUCGGAGAUUCUCUCUCUGCUUUACGUGGAAUUACCGUGAGAUAGACCAGCGUGCGGCUGAUGUCAUUAUUUUGUUGCUAAUCACUAAUCAGGACAUUUCCUAUUUUCUUUUUGUUUCGUCUCCAUUACAGCCAAACAUCACCGGAUCAUACCAUGAAUAGGAAAAAUGGAGGAGCAUCAGGGGGUAGCAAUAGGGGCGAUACAGCGAAGAAAAAGCGAAGCCUGAGUCUGAAAGGUAUCCUGAAGGGUAUAGGAGACCACUUCAGAGGACAGGGUGGCAGUGCCUCCAACUCACCACCUAAAGCAGAAGGGUCUGUGGAUCACUCUGAUGAAUGGCUAGCAGUGAAUUGCAAUCUGACAUGUGAGGAGUUGGCUAACAUCAUGACGGAGUUCAAGGGAGGUCAAAUAGGAGAAGAUGAACUUUGGAAUAGGGUUUACGAGAAAGAGCGAGAGAAGAGGAGAGUGCAAGGCACCAUGACGUUAGGGUCAUACGUACCCAAUGGUGGAGCUUCAAGAGAUCAGAGAUACACAGGUGAGCGGAAACGCAUAGACAAAGACAGACAUAAUAAAGGAAACUCAGUGCCUGCAUUCCCUUCUCAUGACUAUGACACACCCACUGAAGAAACCCCACCUCCGUACUAUUCCGAUAAAAUCUAUAAGGACACCAAGCGAAGAAACAACGAGGACAGACUUCCACAGGGCCACGUUGUAGAGGCCGACAUCGAGGACGGCAGGUUGGUGAUUUCGUCAUCGUCGUCGUCAUCGCUGCUGAGAUCCCCUUCGCCAUCACCUUCCAGAAUCUCUCAGGGCCUGGAGAGUCCUCCAAGGAGAGACGAAGACGGAGACGGGAGCAGCCAGCCCGAUCUGUCGUUACCCAUCGAGAAAUUCAGCGAGCGGGAGAGGGUGAGGAUAACGCGGGAGAACAUGCUCGGAGACGGGGUGAUCGUCAAGAACUUAUCCGCCGAUGACGGCUGUAGGGUAAAGAGGUUGAGCUCGGACUCACGAUACGUCGAGGGCAAGCAGCUGAAUGAACCUAUCAUGGAGUUAACGGAAAGCACGGUGGUGCAGAACAUUGAUGCGCAUUCCAAUGACGAGACCAGCGACGAGGAGAACGGCGAUGGAGACUCGACGACGGAGGCGACCACCCCCUCGGGAUCGGUAUCGGUAAGUGGGGUGGGGCCAAUCGAUUUCUGGAACGCCCAUUCCUCCGAAGACCACCUCCCUCCUGCACAUGCACUUGCACAGACCCAAGCAACGUUAACAAGAGUACCAGAGGAAUCUCAGAUGCCUCCUUAUCUUAAUCAGACCCCCAAGAAGUCCCUCAAGGUCAUGAUAAGCAGUCGCAGCCCGCGCCUCCUCCGCAAGUUCACCCGCUCCCCGGUGGUGGCCUACUCCUCCAGGGGGGCUAGUAGCCCCUGGUCCAACCUCUCCUCCCCUAUGACGUCUCCCGAUGGGUCCCUGUCUGGGUAUGAGAGAGGAAGUGAUAGUCCUAGCAGUAGUCUUGGUAGGAGCACGGUUAGCUCCACGACAAGUGAUGAUUUCAGUAGUAGUGAUGGUCCAUCUACGAGAAGACAACAGUCGCACAGCCCCGACGUUCAACUCAAACCUACUCUAUUCUGUUCCGUAGCAAGGGCAAAGACAGACUACAUUCCCAGCCCAUACGACACAGGAGCACUGGCAUUCAAGAAAGGAGACUUGGUGUACAUCACCCGCAAACCCUCAGGGGGCUACUGGGAAGGGGUGUGUCAGAACAAGAGUGGCAAGUUCAAGUUUACCUUCGUGGAAGAGCUGAGUAGAGAGGAGAUGCCCGGCCUGGAAGGGGGGCAUACUUUCCCCCUCGGUCCUAACCAAACCAGCGCUUCUUACGUGCUGCAUCUGCAAAGUGUUGAAGAGCUACUCAGAAGGAUAGAGUGCGAUAAAUACUUGUCAGAUUUCAAGUCACGUGAUCUAGCGUCGCUGGAGAGGUUCAAGAACCUGACCGAAGAGGAUCUUGACAGUUUAGAGAUUACCAACCUGGAGCACAGGGUCAAACUAUUGACUGUCGCCAAACUCUUAUUAGAACCAAUCAAAUGUGUUGAUGUAAGGACAUUAUCAAGUAGUGCAUUAGGAGAAAGCUCUAUACCUCCCCCGAUCCCCUCCCAAAGGAUAGAUGACACAGACCUGAGCACUAGUAUACAUAAACUAAGGAUAGCAGCUCGUGAUUCUGGAUUCUAUGCAAGUACAGAUGCAGGAUUGUGUGGAGACAAUUCCCAGUCUCCGGCUCGCAAGCAUGGCAAGAACAGCAUGAGCAGUCUUGAAAUGCUUCGGGAAUCGGGGUUGGGGAGCCUGUGUGCGGAAGAGGACGAGGGGCCUUCGCCCGAGGUCAGUGGAGUCCUUGUACCAGGGUCAAACUGUAAUAACUCCAAUAAUAUAUCAGGGAUUUUGAUCCCGGGAGUGGAUGGACACUAUUUGAGGAUGUGCGACCAGUAUUCUGGGCUUGACUCCUGGGGCUGGGGCGGUGAGGUCCCAAAGGACAAGCCCCUUAAACCGGUCAGGACAGACGUCAAGGCAGUGGACCUUCUCCAGAGGCAUAGUCAGUUCAACAACGGCGCUACUCCUGUCACCGUCGCAGCCAUCUCACAUACCACCCCUCCGCAGAUCCUCGAGAACUAUUACGAGUUUCCCUGGAUGGACGAUCGUAGCCUGCAAAUGACGCGGCAACAACGCUGCUCACCAAAGCAUCAAGUGCACUCAAAGCUCACUCAGAGAUCCAGUAGUCCCGUGCUCAUGAACUACCCUCCAAGAACAGAGCAAAAUCAACUCGUCAUAGGGGAUUCUGGAUCGAUCCAAUGGAAGCGAAGUGCCUCUGUAGAUGGCACCGUCACGUGUUCAAACGGUUGGUCUAGUACAGUCAAUGGGGUCAUGCCUUCCCCUCAGCUUCUCCGUGCCGUGGGGCAAACGGAUACCUGCCCUGCCCUACUACUCAACAGUCGGAGGCGCAAGUCGCGGAGCGUCUCACCCCACAAGAGGCAGAACAAUAGAAAAGACACUGUAUCACGGGACCCCAUGCUGCACGCCUCGCCGACGUUGCCUCUAAAGAAGAUGCAGACGGGACUUGGUAUGCACAGUCAGUCUUUGGAGAAACUGUUAGAUGCUAAGUUGAUGGCUGAUGGCAUUGACAUUAGACAAGAACCUUACUCAGACAAGAUGGGCUUUUGUGGCAUCCCAGCGGCUCUGAUCCAGCGCUAUGCUGAAGAGGUCCAGAUGAGAGUACCGGACGUUGCAGUCUGUCUGGAGGCACUCAGGGUCAGGUUUCUCAUUGCAGAAGGUCGAUGCUGGUUUCGUAGUGACACCCUGGCUCACCAGGCCCAGCAUGUGAUCUACGCAGGACGAGGUUCAACGGUCUGCGAUUGGCUGACCUAUCUCGGUAUGCCCAUGUACGUGGACGCCUUCAUCGGCGGUGGCUGGGACGAGCUGGACAUCCUGAUGGACAUGGAGGAAGAAGACCUGAGGCGAUGUGGAGUGACCGACCCCAAGCACACCAGGAGGCUCCGGACAGCCCUGGAGCAUCUGAAGAUGACCGCCAAAGUAUGAUGGCACCUCUCUGGGGUCUAGAGUAGCCUGGUUUGUUUCUAUCGCUGCAGUGCCAUGGACUAUUGAGACGCAUACAACGCUUUGCCGGGUGGUGGAUGACGAGUGGUGAAGAGAGUUGGGGAUGUGCUCCGUUUGCGUGGUGAACUGGAGGAAUGAAUACUAUGGGCGACAUUGUCAUGGGAGCACAGAUAUACAUAAGAAUGUGGGGCGUCAGGUGGCUACACGAAUAUUGUGACCUAGUCAUAUGCACUUGCUUCACGUUGAGAAUGUUCUAGAAGCAAAAGCUGUCAGAUAAACCAUAAGAAACGCAUGUAGAUGCAUGUGAUGAGCUUCGGUUUGCACUGCACCAGCCUCAGAAGCAGUAGGCCGAGACAACCUCAGCAAUCUGUUUAGAUGACAUCAUUCCUGUAGCGAGUUUGGCUUUCUGGAGAACUAUGAUUUGAUUGCUUAAAAUCAACCUAAAAUCGUUUUAAAUCACAGAUUGCAAGCCUCGCUUCAAUAGCUAUCUUCAAGAUGAAGUCAAUGCACUUCUAUAUAGUUAUCUGAAUCUUGCUUUUGUGUUAAUUAAUGAAAUUAAUGCCAGAAUAUUACAGACAUGUUCAGAAUGUAUAUUGCAAAAUCAUUCUCGCCCAAUGAUGGAUAAUUAAAGCUUGUUUAUCCUAUCUGAUCAUGGGAUGUCAUUGGUAACAUAAGAAGUGGAACACUUUAAUGCAAAGAGUCAUUGUGUCAAGACUAUUUUGGAAUAUGUUGUAAUGAUUAUUUAAGGAAAUGACUUGCUCUCACUUGCUGAAGCCAAGUACUUAUACAAGCACAUGUAUUAAAUAUGUAUGCACUUGAACCUGUUCAUGUUUUUAUUUGAAUCAGAUUUUAAAAGUGAAACUUCAUGUUGUGCAAAGUGGUCAAAAUCACUCCAGUUUUUAAUAUCACUCUCAUAUCAAAUUUGAAUUCGAACUUUUUAAUGACAAUUUCAAUGAAAUAUCCUUCUUGCAGUUUAUAGGUAAAGAAUGCAGUAAAAAAAAAUGAAAUUGUCCAAGAUAAACAUUCUGUCAAACAACUAGCGCAUAAAAUUCACUAUUUUUAUCUGUAGACUCGAAAAUGACACAAGUCUUAAUGAUAUUUAAAGAGAAAUCGGGAUUUGAAAAAAUAUAUAUUUUCAAUGCAUUUUAUUUAAUUGUUCAGAAUUUCUUGCCUACAUGCCAUGUAUCAUGUCAUUAUAGAAUAUAUUAUAAUUAGGCUCGAAAGGAAUGAAUUGUAUUCAUAUUUAAUGAUGAUCACAAAUCUGCAACAUUUGCUUAUCAGUGGACACUUACAUGUAUUGAGGGAAAAUGAAUAGGUCAUAUCACAUCAGGGGCCCCUUUUUACAUAGAGUUGCGAAUGAUCCAAUCAGUCUCAACUAUGGAAAUAAAAUCAAUUUCAUAAUUAAUCAUAUGGAAAAGCUAUACAAUGUCCUUCUGAAAACGAUAAGGAGCAUAAUGAUUUGUCAAGAUAAUGAUGUAUGUUCCAGUAUAGAUCAUAAAGCAUAGCAAUUACGCAGAUUUACGCAUUUUAAAAUACUUUGGUUGUGGUGGCUUUCCAUGGUUGUGUUUGAUCGGAUCGAUCGCAACUCUUUGUACGAUGUGGCCUUGUCGAGUUUUAGAAACGACUGAUGUUCAGUUAAUGGAGGUCUGGUGCUAGCUACUCAGAUUUUAUAUUGUGUCAAAACAAUUCAUUAAUUUGCUUGCUCUUCCAGGUUGAAAUCUUUGUGUUUUUUUUGCUUUAGAGGUAAUUGAUGUAUUAUUUUCAAAGAAUUUUUAAAGGUCAAAGUUCUUAUAUGUUUCAUGAAAAUGAUGCAUAAAAUUUAUUUUGGUGGGGAAGGUAUGUACAUGUAUUAUCAACAGGGUUUUUGGUGUAUCUUUUGUUUUGUUUUUACUUCAAAAUUCAAGGGGGGGGGGGGGUUCAGAGGAAAAUGUGAUUAAAAUGUGAAUAUACAAGGAAGCAUUUUUUUAUUUUCUUAAAAAAGGGAAAACCAUCUUAAGAUAUGGUGUCGUUGAAAAUGCAAACUCACUUUUCAACGAAUGUGUUAUUAAGGUCUACCUCUUAAAAGCCAACUUUGAACUCAUUUAUAGAAAGUAUAUUUUGCUCUGAUUUUAAGUUGUAACCUCGGUUGCACAUCGUGGGAUGUCGCACCUAAAAAGUUAGGCAUUGUGAAGUGCGUUUUAUUGGGAAUUGAUACAGAUCUAUCCAUGGACACGAUUUGAUAGAUUAUCCUGACAUCAAUGCAAUAUUUGCCACUUAAUAGAUCUUGGGCCCGGUUUCACAAAGGUUGAUCGUAGGGCUGAUCUUUAUGACCGAUUGCAUUAUUAUGUAUAAUCAAUUGUAAAACUCAGUGCCAUGAUCAGUCACUGGGCUUUAUGAUGCCGGGCCCUUGUGCCCUAAAAUCAUAUUGAAAUUGCUACACUUCUAGGUGCUUCACACCCCACGUGGUUUGUGUCAAGUUUGUAACAAAACUCAAUAAAACUACAAGAUUUUUUUUGUUCAUUUUAU
Lytechinus pictus (painted urchin) is the source of this 6185-nucleotide messenger RNA. RefSeq lists its product as uncharacterized. Bases 243 to 3662 code for a protein of 1139 amino acids. The transcript has 15 exons. NCBI's taxonomy places the organism in Eukaryota, Metazoa, Echinodermata, Echinoidea, Temnopleuroida, Toxopneustidae. The record is from RefSeq and is a predicted model, not a curated record. Gene Ontology annotation, molecular function: protein binding.